Molecule: messenger RNA, 482 nt
Organism: Paramecium octaurelia
Lineage: Eukaryota; Ciliophora; Oligohymenophorea; Peniculida; Parameciidae
Source: the annotation of a GenBank genome assembly
CAUAAUUGCAGGCACUUCAAACACGUAAGUUAAUUUGAUCAAAUAUGCACCAUGUAUGUAGUGUUGAUGGAAAUGUGGGUUUUAAUUCGACAACCUUGUUCAUAGCAAAAACAUAUGAUAAUCUUAAGGGAUUUUAAAUUAAGCAACUAAUUCUAUUGUAGAGAUGGACUUUUUUUAAUGUUAUUGAUACCUGUGCUAAAAUUUCGGUUAAUUGUUCAAGAUCUACUGCCGCCAAUUCUUGUACAAAGAUCUUAAUCUAAUUCAUAAUUAAUGAGGCUUUGAUUAUAUGGCCAUUAUUUAUUCCUCGAGGUGCCUCUAAAUUUCUUACCAAUAUAGGAUCAGCUUAUCAAUAAAAUGCACAAAAAAAAAAUUGGGUAAAAUAUGCAACUGAUCUAGAUUAGUUUAAACAACAAAGGGUUUUAUGGUAUUGGCCCUCCUGCUACCUUCGAGAAGUAUACCAGAAAUCUUCUUUCUACUACUGA